GCAGCAGAGGCUGAGCGAGAGAGAAACCAGUGAUGGAUUGUUUGUCACUUCCAUCGUUCAUUUGGAUUCCAUCAACAUCUAAGUAUGAAAAACACAGCAACCAUCAAAAGAAGUUCCGAAUUGCGGUGUCUAGGAGAGACACUGACGCUGAAUUUUCUUUGUCCUUUUCUUGUUUUCCUUCAUUCAAUGCUAUUCACAAAACAGUUCCUUUGGCUGCUUCAAUCGCAAUUUUCUCUGGUCACCCCCUGGACAUAUUGAAGAAAGCUCAGCUUCUUUCCCCUCGUGCUAUGGUUGUUGAUUCAAUACAAACUCUUGAUCUUAUUAACACUUGGUCAGAGCAAAAUGUUAAGUUGAAUGAUGCUGAGGACAAGUUAAAAGAUCAAGAACAUCAACUAAAGGUUCAACAGAAAAGAAUUGGUUCUACUAAAAAGACAGAUGAGCUUGGGACAGGCUCUAGUAAUGAUGAAGAUGAUAACAUAAGUGAUUGAUGUUAGGAGGAUAUGUUUUUUCUGAUUUAAAUUAAGAAAUUUUUAGGUGAAUUAGUUAGUAUAUCUUAUUUUAUUCAUGAUAUUUGACCUUUUUAAAGGCUUCCUUUGUUUUAGUUUAAGUAUUUUUUUUUCUUAUUUAGUUUGAUUACAUUUAUGGACAAAAGUAU
Molecule: messenger RNA, 655 nt
Organism: Arachis ipaensis
Lineage: Eukaryota; Viridiplantae; Streptophyta; Magnoliopsida; Fabales; Fabaceae
Source: RefSeq, a predicted model, not a curated record